UGGAAGGAAUCAUUAUUUUGGGAUGCAAACCAAUGCUAUGCGUGCUCGGGCAACACCCCCUCCCUCCUCCUCCUUCUGCCGUGCUCCUCCGCCCCCUCACCACCACUCCCACGUCUCGGACUCCGUUUCCGCUUGGCGUUGUUUGGCCACUGAUGAAUAGUGACGAGCUGCUGCGGGAAAGAGAGGAAGCCGUGGACCUGACAAACCAGAGCCUGACAGAGAGAGGAGGGGAGAAGGAGGUAUCGGAGCAGCUCCACCGGGAUCCGGCUACAGCUUUAGCGCUAUCCGGGUCCGUGCACAAAAACGGAGCUCAAGCUUUUUAGAAGAAAUGCUCAAAAAGACGCAGAGAAGCGUCUCGUGUCACGGAGCUCUGAUUGGAUCCUGAUGGUGCCGGCUCUGUUUGGAGGAAAUCUGGACAGUAGGAAGGGGAGGCUUCAUGGAGACGCUGAGCGGUUUCAACGCCUGGAUUAUCUGACUUGAGCGCUGCUGUUUACGUGUUUAUGUUGGUUCCAGCGCGCGGGGACGCGGUUUUCUGCUUUUUAGGUAAGCUGAUUCCACUCUCCAGUCUCCCCAUCGUGGCCGCAGCUGAUAGCGGGGUUAUCGUAUGGAGUCGCAGUUCUGGUGAGCUCCGGUCAUGGCGGACCAAGAGGAGACUUUUGUAAUCCAAAACUCUCCAACUGGUUCGGAUUCAAGGGAAUUGCAGACGGACAAUAAACCCGAGAAACAAAACGGAACCUCCAGCAAAUCCCCAUCUUCACAGACAACUUACAUCCAGCAGGGAAUGGAGGGAAUUAAAGUCUACCUACACGAGAGGGAACUUUGGAUGAAGUUUCACGAGGUGGGAACGGAGAUGAUUAUAACCAAAGCCGGACGGAGAAUGUUUCCAAGCUUCAAAGUGAAAGUGACAGGAUUAAACCCCAAAACGAAGUAUAUUCUCCUGAUGGAUGUUGUUCCUGCGGAUGAUCAUCGGUACAAGUUCGCAGACAAUAAAUGGUCUGUGACCGGAAAGGCAGAGCCUGCCAUGCCCGGGAGGCUCUACGUCCAUCCGGACUCUCCGGCCACCGGGGCCCACUGGAUGAGGCAGCUGGUCUCCUUCCAGAAGCUGAAGCUCACGAACAACCACCUGGACCCGUUCGGACACAUCAUCCUAAAUUCGAUGCACAAGUAUCAGCCGAGGAUUCACAUCGUGAAAGCGGAUGAAAACAACGGCUUCGGCUCCAAAAACACGGCCUUUUGCACCCACGUGUUCACCGAGACGGCCUUCAUCGCGGUCACUUCUUACCAGAACCACAAGAUCACCCAGUUGAAGAUUGAAAACAACCCGUUUGCUAAAGGCUUCCGUGGAAGUGAUGAUAUGGAGUUGCACAGGAUGUCCAGGAUGCAGAGCACCAAAGAGUACCCAGUCGUGCCUCGCAGCACUGUGCGACAAAGAGUUGGCUCCAGCCAGAGUCCGUUCAGCGGGGACGUCCAGGGCAUCGUCACACCCAGCGCUCUGAGCUCCCAGUACUCUCAGUGUGAGAACGGGGUUACGAGCACAUCCCAGGAUAUUCUGCCUCAGUCCAGUUCCUACCCGCUUCCACAUGAACACGGCCAAGAGUACUGCAUUAAGAGGAAAGUGGAGGAUGACUGUCACUCAGGAGAGCACAGCUAUAAGAAAACAUAUCUGGAGAGUUCAUCCAGUGAGGAGGACCAUUACUACCGUCCUGUUGGCUACCCUCAGAGCCUCAGCCUGGCCGGUGCGCCCUACCGCAGUGAGUCCAGCCAGCGCCAGGCCUGCAUGUAUGCCAGUGCUUCCCAAGGCACAGAGCCCGUUCCCAGUUUGGAGGAUAUCAGCUGCAACACCUGGGCCAGCGUCUCACCUUACGGCAGCUGUUCCGUCACCACCAUGCAGCCGAUAGAGAGGCUGCCUUACCAGCACUUCUCCGCUCACUUCACCUCAGGGUCUCUGGUGUCUAGACUAGGUGCAGUGGGAGGUCACCCCUCGCCACAAAUGGGCGAGGGCCACCACACUGCUAUGUACCAGAGCUCCAUGACCCACCAGACUCUGGGCCGCCAGUGCAGUCCUGGAGCUGGGAUCCAGUCGCCAACAGCUGGCUUACAAGGAAACGAGUACCUCUAUACACACGGCAUCCAGCGUACGCUAUCACCACAUCAGUAUCACUCUGUACAUAGUGUCAGCAUCAUGCCAGAGUGGAGCGAGAAUAGCUAAAAGCAAAAUGAAAGUCUAAACAUUCAAAUAUUUAGAAAAGACUUAAAAGGACCAAAAUAUGUCAGGUUUUAGACACAUUUCUAUUUAUAUUUUGAAGUAUUCAUUGUUGGUUUAUUGAUAACAAUAACGCUGAGAGGAGGAGGAGGAGGAGGAGGAG
Nothobranchius furzeri (turquoise killifish) is the source of this 2366-nucleotide messenger RNA. It is a transcript of the gene tbx5a, whose product is annotated as T-box transcription factor 5a. Gene Ontology annotation, cellular component: nucleus. The record is from RefSeq and is a predicted model, not a curated record. Lineage: Eukaryota; Metazoa; Chordata; Actinopteri; Cyprinodontiformes; Nothobranchiidae. Gene Ontology annotation, molecular function: DNA-binding transcription factor activity, RNA polymerase II-specific; RNA polymerase II cis-regulatory region sequence-specific DNA binding. Gene Ontology annotation, biological process: cell fate specification; positive regulation of DNA-templated transcription; pattern specification process.